AUGUCCGACAAGUCUAAUCUUCUCAUGUUCGGUGCUACUGGCACCAUUGGCAAGUACAUUAUCGAAGCUAUCGUCAACGCCCGAGACUCCUUCGGUCGCAUCGCCAUCUUCACUAGCCCCCACACCGUCAGUAGCAAGCCCGACGAGCUCAAUGCUCUGCGUCAGAAGGGAGUCGACAUCCUGAUUGGUGAUGUUGGCAAUCGCGAGGAUGUGCUCAAGGCAUAUGCAGGCGUGGACACCGUCAUCUCCGCACUCGGUCGCGGCGCCAUUGCAGCCCAGAUCCCUCUGAUUCAACUGGCCAACGAAACUCCCAAUAUCAAGCGCUUCUUGCCUUCUGAAUAUGGCACGGAUAUUGAAUACAGCCCUGCCUCACAGCAUGAGAAGCCGCACCAACAGAAACUGAAGGUCCGCGCAGCUCUCAGAGAGGUCCGUAGUACCCUGGAGUAUGCCUACGUGGUGACAGGGCCCUACGUGGAUUUUCCGUUUUAUCUUGGUCGAUCCCGCAAUACCAAGGCGGGCACUUUCGAUGUAUUGGCCAAGAAAGCGGUCAUUGUGGGGGAUGAGCAUGGUAAAAUCAGUCUCACAGCCUGUUCAGAUGUUGGUAAAUUUGUCGUGCACGCCCUCACACAUUGGGAUGCCGCUCGCAACCGCGCACUGAAGGUCAACUCGUUCACUACCACGCCGGCCGAUGUCUUGGCCGAGUUUGAACGCCAGACUGGUGUUAAGUGGACCGUUGAGUAUACCCCACUGGAUGAGCUGCGGGCAUUAGAGAAGGAGGCGUGGGAGAAGGAGGACCCUGUGGCUACGGUCUACACGCUCCGGCGCAUCUGGUCGGAGGGAGGUACCCUGUACGAUCGCCGGGAUAACGAAGAUAUUGGCGUGAGGGAAACGAAGGGCCUUCAGGAAUUGGUGACAGACUCCAUCCGAGCACAGAUCGAGGGGGUCCCACCCAAGCAUUGA
Aspergillus niger is the source of this 960-nucleotide messenger RNA. RefSeq lists its product as uncharacterized. The coding region runs from base 1 to 960 and encodes 319 amino acids. The transcript is spliced from 3 exons. The record is from RefSeq and is a predicted model, not a curated record. Lineage: Eukaryota; Fungi; Ascomycota; Eurotiomycetes; Eurotiales; Aspergillaceae.